ACAACUCAACUUUAUGUCUGGAGCCCUUUAAAAAAACAGCUGAAACAAAGUCCUGUACAUAGAUAAAAAUCAAGCAUCAAAUAAACAAAACAUUAAUACAAGGUUAAUUAAUACAAAGUGAAAAACAACAAAAACAAACAAGGGCAGAGCCUCAUGGUGUGUUGACAGCCAUGGAAUAACAUUGAAUUUCAAGGCAAAUUUUAAAAAUUCAAGUUUUGGACCAGUAACAGGAAAAGCUCUAUCCCCUCUGAGCUUCCGCUUAGACUUGGGUACCUCCAGGUGCACCUGGUCAGCUGAGCUGAGGCACGGGCCAGGCAAGCAGGGAUGGAGCAGCUCAGGUGGACCAAAAAGAGAUUUGAAAACAAAUAGAAGACUCUUAAAAUGAACUCUAAAGUGCAUAGGCAGCCAGUGGAGGGAGGCCAGAAUAGGAAUUACUGUAUGUGCUCCCUCUUAUGUGUUCCAGUUAAGAGGCAAGCAGCAGCAUUUUGAACCAACUGGAGAGAGAGACUCCAAUGAAACGUGCAUUACAGUAAUCCAACAGACGUGAAGAAGGAAAUAAUUACUGUUUCCAUGUGCUACUGUGCAAGAACGGGCUUUAUCUUUGCCAGCUGCCUCGGGUAAAAAAAAAAAAAAAGCUUUGCUUAACUGCACCGAUUUGCCGAUCUAAUUUAAAAUCACUGUCCAAUUUGCCUGGGAAUAUUCUCAUUAAACUGAGUUAUUUUAUUCCCAGGGCAUUGAAUCAAUCGCAACUGGACUGCUCUGGUCCAAUUUAAAACCCUAGUUAAAAUGGGGUCCUCUUGGAAAAAAAGUCCCUUUUGUCAAAACAUGAUCCUUAAUAAGCAAAGCACAUUUAUUUAUAUAGCGCAUUUCAUACACAAGGUAACUCAAUGUACUUUACAUGAUUAAAAGCAUUUAAAAACAAAGAAAAAAACUGAUUAUAAACAUUUAAAACAGAGAAGAAGAAAUCAAAACAAAAUAAAAGUACAAUUAAAACAGCGUACAGUGCAAGAAAUAUCAUUUAAAAAUGGAAAUACUCUAAAAAGCAUGAUGAAAAAAGAGAGUUUUUAACCUGGAUUAAAAAACCAUUCACAUUUGGGGCUGACAUCACUUCUGUUGGCAACUUAUUCCAUUUGUGUGCAGCAUAAUAGCUAAAUGCUGCUUCACCAUGUUUGCUUUGGACUUUGUGCUCCACUAUUUGACCUCAGUCUGUCGAUCUUAGAGCCCUACUGGGUUUAUAUUCCAUUAGCAUUUCUUUCAUGUAUUCAGGACCUAAACCAUUUAGUGAUUUAUAGACCAGUAGCAGAACUUUAAAGUCUAUUCUAAUGCUGACUGGCAGCCAGUGAAAAGACUGUAGAAUUGGAGUAAUAUGCUCUGACCUCUUUUUUCUGAUCAGAACCUGAGCUGCAGCGUUCUGAAUGAGCUGCAGCUGUUUAAUGCUCUUUUUGGGGAGUCUAGUCAGAAGACCAUUACAAUAGUCAAGUCUACUUGAGAUAAAAGCAUGGAUGAGCUUCUCCUGGUCUGCUUGACACAUGCAAGCCUUCACUCUGGAUAUGUUCUUCAGAUGGUAAAAGGCAGUUUUAGUAAUUGAUUUGAUAUGACUGUUAAAUGUACGUCGGAAUCUAUGAGAACACAAAGGUUUCGGACUUGGUCUUUGGUUUUUAAAGAUAGCAACUCCAGGUAUUUACUAACAGAAAUCUUCUUUUCAUUAUUACCCAAAACAAUUAUCGCAGUUUUGUUGUGGUUUAAUUGAAGAAGAUUUUGGCUCAUCCAGUUAUUUAUCAGUUUUAGACAGUGACACAACACCGCAAUUGAACUGUAGUCAUCUGGAGACACUGCUAGCUAUAACUGUGUGUCAUCUGCAUAGCUAUGAUAGUCAAAAUUAAAGUUCUGAAGAAUUUGACCCAAAGGUAGCAUAUAAAGGCUCAACAGGCUGAAAUGAACAUCUAAAAUGUUCAACUAUCUAAUCUGAUUAAAUGAGCCAUCAAACUGCAUAGCUUGGCUGGUCCAUAUGUCUGUUGUCAAAGACUAAUGCCACACCCCCUCCAAAUCUCUCACACUCUAUUCUCAUGUAGAGUUGUACAGUUGAGGAAAGUCCAUAUAUGCAGCUUGGAAGCACAUACAUUGGAUCAAUUUCCAACAUGUCGAUUAAUCACUGCUUUUGCAAUGUAUAAAGGAACACUGUGUCUCUCGAAAGGUUCAAUGUUGCCUCGUGCCUUUCAUGUCAUGCAGAAACAUGUAAAAAUGGUUCCGCUCAUGUUGUCUGUUUCUUAGCUGGAUUUCAAGUUUCUGUCAAGUGAAUUCAGAGAUUUGUUUCUAAAUUCACUAUAUGUGUUUGGAGAUAAUUGCUGAAAACGUGCAAAGACUGAGAACUACUGUAUGUAGUACUCAGUUAUGGAGAUAUUGCAUGAAACUGUUUUUCACCAUAUCAUGUUGCCUGAUUUUUUUGGCCAGUGGCUAUAAUGGUGCAUGGAGCAUGGCACACUUUGGAGUGAGGCAUGAAGCACUUAAGUUCCUUUGUUCGCAUCUGCGGUUAUCAGCAUAUUUGCGACAAGUAGUUAGCUAGCUAGCUAUGCCUACAUCUCGAAAAUGCAUCUUCCAUUCACAUAGUCUUGUUGAGGUCGCUUUUGAGUGCACUAGCGUGUCCGUUUUAGAGCGCCUCGUUCUCGCGUCGUGGAAAAACCCUGCGACCUGGUGGGUUAUAUUCCAGCCACCGGAAGUUUCAAGCAAAUAUAUUUUUGUGGCUCAAACAUAGUUAUCGAGACACAAGAUAGAUGCUUGAGUAGGUAGCAUUCAUUUUUGCAGGUUGUAAAGGUGGUAUGUGAUUGACGGUUGACAACUGAGCAGGGAAUGGUUUCAGCGUAUUUAGCAGACAUAGAGAAUGGCGCAAACGCCUUGAUUUUUCAUGAUUUUGAAGCCUCGUUUUAUACAGUAUAUUUUGUGGGUUUUUUAUUCAUUUAAAUCUGUCAGGGUUGUUAACACUUCUCUGUGGUGUGUCAAAUUUAGAAGACAUAUUUAGUUUCACAUUACAGGGACUUCAAAGUCUCUAGUCGCUUUUUGGAAAAACUGUUACGAGAAGGGUCAGAAAAGUCACUAAUUUGGCAACACUGACUGUACUUUUGUAAACGAGCUCCUCUCUGUUAACAGCCAUUUUGCUAAUGAAAGUGUUACUUUGAACUACAGAAGCCGUCACAAAAAUCAAUUCAAAAAAUUGUCCUGAGCAAUAAACGACCUUGUCUCUUUCCCCAUAGUGCUUGAAAGAUUGUUCCACAAACUGCCUAUUAGAUCUGUGUAUAAUCUUUUUUUUUUUUUUUUUUUUCCAUUUAGUGGAUUACAUUGGCUGCAAUUGGCUGGUGACCAGUUCAGGGUGUACCCCAUUUCUCGCCCAAAGAUAGCUGGGAUAGGCUCCAAGCACGCCCACGACCUGGAUGGAUAGAUUGCAUUGGUUUGGAGCCAGGCAGCACGGUGGGCGACUGGUUAGAGCGUCAGCCUCAGAGUUCUGAGGACCGGGGUUCAAUCCCCGGCCCCGCCUGUGUGGAGUUUGCAUGUUCUCCCCGUGCCUGCGUGGGUUUUCUCCGGGCACUCCGGUUUCCGGCGUGGGUGUUGGAAUGGAUGCCCACCCAAACCCGUCUGGAUACAAUAUUACAGUAGUUUUUAGGAACAAAACUUCUGCCUCGUUCUUGGUAACCACCUACGCCCACUAUGCAAUCAUGAUGGUGGUACUUGAAGAGCAAAAUGUUUUUUAGACCCCCUCACCUUUUUUCUUUAUUAUUUAUUUAAGAAAUAGCAUAAUGUGUAAAUAUCACUAUUCAAGUAUUGUUAGGACAAAACUCUAAAAGUGGUCUACACAACUUAAGCCCAGUGCUGUACUGUAUGUAUUAUGUUGCUGACCAAGCCAUUUCACCCAAUACAGUAUAUGUAUCUUUCCACACUCAUAACACUCAAGAUGUAUAAGUUUCCUCUCCGAAAUAGUCAGACGGUGAGAAGUACCCCCUUAGCCUUGGGAAUGAUUCAAAAAAAGAAACGCAUCUAUUAUUAUCCGCCGGCGAGGUAAGCUUUGGCCCAUUCCAGCGCGAGAGGGAAUCCCUCGACGUCACCAAGGAUACCAAACACAACAGCGGUGUACAAAUAUGGGCAUGUACGUCAGCGGAACCCCGAGGCGGGACUUAAAUGCCUCGGUUGUAGGCUACUCGAGGAGGAUUCAUUCAUAAGACAAAAUCUGCUUGUUUGUAUCGUAAUUCCGCCGUGCAUCCGCCGGGUCGUGCCGCCGAACGGACUUUAUGGAUCUAUCGGGCUUCGGAUCGAAGUAGUUUGAACGCUGGGAAAGGAAGGAAAACACUUGUUCGCAACAAUUUCUCCCCCGCUUGUUUGUCGCGGGGAAGUGGAUUAAGGCUUCUUCAUGCAACUUUUUUGGAAAGACACUAGGAGCGCCUCACCGGGAAACAGCGACAAGACAAGUAAGGGUGCCAAGCUCUCUCUCGGCCCCCGCGGGGAGAUGUACCAAGGGUUCCCCGGCGACCCCGACAGCGGUUCCCGUGGUAGCUCGUCCCCGUCCAUAGAGUCACAGUACCUCUCCUCCGUGGACUCCUUCGGGAGCCCGCCGACCACCAGUGCUCCGCAGGGGCGGCACGGUGGAGACUGGUUAGCAUGUCUGCCUCACAUUUCUGCGGACCCGGGGUUGAAAUCCAGCCUCGCCUGUUUGGAGUUUGCAUGUUCUCCCCGUGCCUGUGAGUGUGUGUCAGCUGCAGCUGGCUUGAGCAUUGUGGGCAGCGGGCCAGGAUCCAGCAGCGGAGGGGAGAUGCCUGGCUCCUUCGUGCCGACCGUCACUGCCAUCACCACCAGUCAGGACCUGCAGUGGCUGGUUCAGCCAACCCUCAUCUCCUCCCAGGCCUCGGGGCAGAGCAGCACCACCGGACCCUCCACCAUGACCCGGCCCGUGUCACUGGUUGAUCCCUAUGACAUGCCGGGCCCGAGUUACUCCUCUGGGUCCGCAUUCACUCAUCCAAGUUCGAACACCCCUGGCCCAGCACCGGGCCCCAUCCGCCAGUCCAGAACCCGUAGCCGCCGCACCAGAGAAGAGUCUGUGAGUGAAGACGGAGAUGUUGGUGUGUUACUCACUCCAGAGGAGGAGGAGAAGCGACGUGUUCGUCGGGAGAGGAACAAACUGGCCGCUGCCAAGUGCAGAAACCGGCGACGGGAACUCACUGACAGGCUGCAGUCGGAGACGGACAUCCUUGAGGAGGAAAAGGCUGAGCUUGAGGCAGAAAUCUCAGAUCUGCAGAAGGAGAAGGAGCGCCUGGAGUUUGUCCUGGUGGCCCACCAGCCCAACUGCAAGAUCCUGUACCAGGAGCAGCCUCAACCAAGCACGGCGCAGCUCCCUACUCAGACCUUGCAAGCCCCCACCUCCAUUGUAGACUUGGCUGUGAAGGAAGACUCUUUCUAUCUGCCUCCUGCCUACAUGGGGCACCCAGCCUCCACACAGUCGCAGAUUCUGCCUCAGCAGCAGCAGCAACGAGUCCAACAGCCUCAGCCAGGAAUGAUACAGGAGGUAGAGUUUUCUCGUUCUUUCUAUGGCCCGAGUGAGGCAACGGCACCUGGCGGGCCAUGCCUCAUGGCCAGCGACGGUGGUGGUGGUGGUGGUAACCAUGACGAUGCAGGCAUUGCCAGCCACAGCACUUCAUACACAUCUUCAUUUGUGUUCACCUACCCAGAGGGAGCCUGCGGGGUCAGUGCCAACCAUCGGAACAGCAGUAGCGAGCAGUCAUCCGAUUCCUUGAACUCGCCUUCCCUGCUGGCGCUCUGACUGACCGUCCAAACUCGCACAUACCUAAAUGCUCGCUGAGUAGGGGGCUGACUGUCCCCCAUUGAGUUAAAGAACAAAAUUAAUGUGCAUUGCAAGAGUGAGCUGGAUUCAAAUAGCAUACAUCAAUCAGACGCAAAAUAUACAGAUUAAACUAAACUCGGUUUUCAGUGAGCUGCCAAAAAUUUCACCGGUGCCCCCCCACCUUGUUCCCUCUGAGGGUCCUUCAUCCCCUCCUCCAUCCCUCCCCCUCCACCCUCCUCCUUUGCCCAGUGCCCAGAGGAGAGACACUCACUGCUAAUCCUUCAUCCGCCCAACUCCCCCUCAGCUUCCUCAUGCUUGGAAGUCGGCGAUCACUGCGUUGUUACAAUUCCUCUGCAGUGCCAGCAUCUCUGUUUCUCCUCUUUUGUCUCUUGUGUUUCUUCCCCUCUCUCUCCUUGAAGUCCUCCGCGCCCGAGAGCCCGAAGACCCCCCCCGCCCUUGGGACCUUGAGUGAAUGGCCUGGCCCCAACCCUGACACUCACACACCUUAACCUCUCCUUCUGGACCUGGACCGUGAUUCUGCAGGGUGUUCCUAACAAGCGCACCCUUCACUUUGGACUUAGACAAAACAAACAAGGCGGAGGUCUUCAGAUGAACCAUUUCUCGACACGAUGAAGACGAGACAUGUUGAGUGGCUCUGGAGAGAUGCUUUUGUUGUUGUGAGCCAAAUGCAAAUCAAGCAAAAAAGCAAAACAAAAAAAACAAGUAAAAGACCUGUCUGUGUAGAUUCUCAGUCAUCCAGGUCAUGGUAAUCCGCAAGGUUUGAAUCGAGGCAACUGGUCUUUGUUGAAGACGUUUCACCAUUGAUCUAAAAGGCAUCUUCAGUUCCAUAUUUUUAGGUUUGGAGUCUCCUUAUUUAUGUUUCAUGUUGUUGCAGGGUGUGGCUGGUGAAUGACCGUCCUCCAUACCAACCGGUCGUUCACUUGCCUUGUGGGAAAACAGCUUGUUCCCGCAGAAUAAGGCAAUGUUUGGGGGGAGGGAUGUCAAGACAUUGUUUUAAGCAGAUGAUAGGUGAUGCCUCAAACUGUUACCUGAAAAUUCAGAACUGAAGAAGCGAUUGAGGGUGAAACAUCAACAAACAAGAACGAGUCCAGUAGUCUCGAUUUAACCUUUGUGGAUCAAGUACAAGAUCCUGCUCUUGCCAAGUGUGCGGACGGUUUCCCUCUUGGUUAAAAGCAUCACCAUGCUGCCACGGCUAUUGAGCAUUGUGCUUUUUUUGCCCGCCUGUUUGCCUUACUGGGAGAUGCAGACAACCUCUAAACAUCGGGCGUGCAUACGAAUGCACCUGGCCUGUUUAUUUCUUUCUUGAGGGAGGUUGUCACAGAGGCUGACCUGGAAACAAAAAGAAGAGAGACUCCGGGCCGACGUUGUGGCGCUAACGUCUUCUCUUUGCCUGUGAAUUUGUGCCAUUUGUUUUCCCUCUUAUGUUCCAGUGACAUUUGUUACAUAUUUUAAUGUCUUUUUAAUGUACAGUAUUUGAUUGUUCUGCUUUUUAUUGUACAACCGCAACCCUGGCCCACCUCCAACUCUUGCUGUUGUUGUUGCAUCGUAACUAAAAAAUGUUCCCCAUUGUUUUCAUGUGGCAACUUUGGAGGCAUGUUUUGCACUUAGUUUUUUAUGUCAAAAGGAAAAAAAAGAAUCUUGUUCAAGUCUAUAUGCCUAUGUGCGAUGAUUGUCAAAUAUGAAUGUGUUGCAGCUCUAAAGGGGAUAUUUUUGUCAAUGAAGAAAUUUGAAACAUGUAACAGGUUUAGUUUUACAAUGAAUAUUUUCCUAAGAGAAAGAAAGAAAAUAUAAAGAUAUAUAUGAUCAAUUUUGAAAAAUGACCCUGUCCCUUAACAUGAAGCACGAUGUCACUGCCUUUCACCAUGUGUAUGUGUAUUUAUGUUUUAUAAACCGUAUAAAGCACUAUCUAAGGCAAAGUCAAUGUAUGUGUGUAACUGUCACUAUGUUACAAGGUUGCGGGGAUGCCUUUUGUUUUGUCUGAUAUUUCUCUGUGAGGUCUGACCCAAAGCUACUUACUGACACCGCCACUUCAUCUUCCAAAUGGGAAUUUAAAAAAGUACAGUUGACUGCAAUCACUGUUACAGUUACACAUUAUCUACUAUUCUUGCACAUAUGCCCUACAAUAAACAAACAAUAUUGUUCAAUAAUGAACUGAAAUGUGUAUUUGAAGGACAAACAUAUCAGUUUACAAAAGAGGCUUUAUUUUUAAUAAAUAAAAAUAACUUGCAUCCAAAUAAUGACAAAAUGCCUGUACAGUUUUCUGUCUCUGUGGCUCUUGGUGCUCAGAGAAUGGGUAGACCUCACUUUUUGAACAGCUGAUUAAGGAACUAUUUCAAGAUGCCUUUUUGAUUAGUUUUUUUUCUCCAAAAUGCAAAUGUGAUGAGAAUAUGUUCUGAUGUGUCAGAAUAAGCAUAAAACAUAUUCACAAGUUCUCAUGUACAUAGUUUUUUUCUUCUUCUUUGUGGUGCUGCUUCAAAAUCAUGAGAGGGAAAAACACGCCGUUUCAUGAUGUAUGGCACCACCGUUUACAUUGACUCCAGAUUUAAUGGACAGAGUAGUGAAUUCCAUGCAGCUAAAUCUCUGGAAGCUUAUGAAUCACCUUGUCAUUCCAUCGUGAUAGUAAUCAAUGUUGAUAGUAGUAGUAGAUAAUAAUAUUCAAUGCAACAUUGAAUGUGUGAAUGACACCUCAGAGGCCCUUGCACUGAACACACAUCCAUUAUUUUCUUCCCUGUCUGGAUUUCUUUUUAUGAAUAUGACACAAUCAACCUGCUUGUACUGUACAACGGCUGUGACAGCAUCAACUGAACAAGAUUUGCUUCUAUUUUUCUAUGAUGAGGUGAAUGUUUGCAAUGUGUUUGUAUUAUUCUGCACAAGACACAUUCACACAGCCAUGUUUUCUUUGGUAUGAAAUGCAAUACUUAAGAUGCUCUUGGAUGAACAUAAUGUAGCAAAUAUUAGUCAGGGUUUAUAGACUGACUGCUACUAUACUGUAUGUCCAGUGUGAUGAUGUAUUGCUAUAAAAACUUGGUUCAAAUAUUCUCACAAAUUUACGGCAACAUUUAUUUUUCAUGGAAAAUGUUAUGACAAUUUUUUUAUCCAUCUUUCAUUUUCAUUUCUCUUCGGUUUCACAUUUGUAUCAGUGUUUCAUCUUUUUGCCAUAUAAUGACAUUGUAUUUUUUCAUAAUUUUUGCUGCAAACUUUAUGAUUGUCACAUAACAAUGAUACAUACAUGAUACAUAUACACUACAUUGAGGUUACAACAGUGAAAGAGCCAAAGAUAUCUUGUUGGAUAAAGGUGACAAUAACUUAUAUUAUUGUACUUAUAUUUACAGAUACAUAUUGACAACAGGGUGCUAUGAUAUAUUAUUAUUCUCUGCAUAUAUAAUGUCAGAUAUUUUUUGACAUUUAUACUUUAUUUUUCUAAUCUUAAUUCAGGUUUAUUAUGCUUGAAUGGGAACAAAAUAUGUGACAAAUCUAUUCACCUUCUGCUGUCCAACCUUCUCUAUAGAAAAAAAUUCAAUAAAUUUAAUGUCCACACAAGACUAUCUCGGAUCCUUAACUGAAUUGGGUGAAGUGAAUUUUCCUCUGGAUCAACAAAGUAUCGACCUAACCGUGUAUGAUGGCAUAAACCAAAUGCAGUUAACUUGUAAAGGAAUUACAGUAAUAAACACUAUAUCAUUCAGAUGCAUGUCUCUCGCUUUUAAAUGAGAGUUUUCGUACAUUUUCUCUGUCUUUGUGUAUUUACCAAUAUUUCUAAAAUUGUAACAAACUGAAAACGUGUAAAUUGGAAAAUGUCAGCUACUGUAAAUCUUGAAUCAAAUUGACCAUUAAAUAAAUAUACAUAUUUAAUUUUGA
Phyllopteryx taeniolatus (common seadragon) is the source of this 9697-nucleotide messenger RNA. It is a transcript of the gene fosb, whose product is annotated as FBJ murine osteosarcoma viral oncogene homolog B. Gene Ontology annotation, biological process: regulation of transcription by RNA polymerase II. Gene Ontology annotation, molecular function: RNA polymerase II cis-regulatory region sequence-specific DNA binding; DNA-binding transcription factor activity, RNA polymerase II-specific. The record is from RefSeq and is a predicted model, not a curated record. The transcript is spliced from 6 exons. NCBI's taxonomy places the organism in Eukaryota, Metazoa, Chordata, Actinopteri, Syngnathiformes, Syngnathidae. Bases 4397 to 5800 code for a protein of 467 amino acids. Gene Ontology annotation, cellular component: nucleus.